UCAUGCCAUUCUCUCAACUUUUUUAUUCAAAGUAUCGUCUAAAAUUUUCGAGUUUAAUCCUACGAAAUUAAAACUCAUGAUUAUUUACUAAAAACAUCCAUAAACACCCUCUAAUUAAAAUCAGACUCUUUCCACAAUUUGCUCUACAUAUCACAUAAGUGCUUAACCAUUCUUUGAAUUUAAAGAGUAUGCGCACAAUUAGAACAGCCACAGUUAAAAAGAAUCAAUAAACAGAAGUCGUAGUUAUGCGCACAGCCACCACGAUAGCGAAUAACAGAACUCUUCUUCUCCAAUGUUCACCCUUACCCUUACCUCAAUUGUUCCUACGCGUGCGCCAUCAUUCAUCUACCAAAUUGUUCGUCGCAGGGCUUUCGUAUAACACAAAUGAAACGGUCCUAAGAGACACAUUUGAACAACAUGGGGAAAUCAUUGAAGUUAAAGUAAUAUGUGACCAUAAAACUGGGGAAUCAAAGGAGUACGGGUUUGUUAGGUUCAAUUCUGAAACUGCAGCUGCCACAGCUCGCAAAGAAUUGCACGGAAAGAUAGUGGACGGCAGAAGAAUUCGAGUGGGUUAUGCGCACAAAGGGUGACCACCAAGUUUAUCAAACAAUUCAUAAUACUCCCAGAGCUGCAACAAAUUUAAACUCUAAUUUGAUACUCUGAUUCUGUUUUAGUUUAUUAUUGUAUACGAACAUCUGGGUAAUUAUUAUACAAAAAUCAGAAACUCGUCUUUAAACUUAUUUGUCAAGGCAUGAUUCCAAAUCAUAGAGAAGUAGUCUCUCUUGCAACACUUUAAAGAUUGGACUUGUGAAGUUAUUUAUAGUUUUAACAUAGAAUUUUUCUGUAUUUUAACAAAAAAUACAGUACUGAAAAUAUAUUUGAUUAGAUUUAAGCAUAUAAAAAAGUGAAUUGAAAAACUGUCUUUUAACAUAUCCUAUUGAGCCUAUUCGCAACUCUCAAUUGAAAAGACAAUAUAGUUGACUUAUACUCAUAGCAAAAUUUGUCCGGAUUCAGACACUUCCCAUUCGCAGUGAUUCUCUUCUGAACAAACUGAAAUGACGGAUUAUAAGUGACGUAGAGGAUCUAAUAAUGAGGUGACAGUUACUUUGAUAAACUUUAUCCUCACUAAUCUACCUGUUUAUUAUUUAUCAUUUUUUAAAGCUCCAGCUAAAGUGAUUUUGGAAAUUACUAGUAUCUACAGGAAUUUCUUUUGGCAAGGGUCAGCAGAGAAGAGGGGCAUAGCAUGGAUAAGUUAAGCAUCUAUAUGUAAGGAUAAAAAAGAGGGUGGAAUAGGAAUCAAGGAUGUAGCUAGCUUCAACAUAGCAUUGUUAAGCAAAUGAAUUUGGAGGUUCAUCAAGGAAGAUAGGGCAAUUUAGGUGGGGAUUUUGCAGGAGAAAUAUGGAAAGCUACACAGAAGAUUGUGGUUUAAUGAAGGACCAAGAAAAAAAAACAAAAGAAUCACUGUGAUAGAGAGACUUGAUGAAGUUUGAAGGCUUUAAUGUGGCUGAUGGGAUUAUGCACAUGUUAAUAUGCAGGCUACGUGAUGGGGAGAGUAUUUCAUUCUGGUCUACUAAAUGUUUGGGACACUUCCUUGGUAAAUCAGUUCCCAAACUUGUAUCAUGUCUGUACUAACAAAGUAGGCAGUAUGAAGAACACGGGUGAGUGGAGUGGUGGUCAUUGGCAGUGGAGAAUAGGCCGGAGCAUAUCAGAGGAGGGACCUGUUAGAGACGGAGAAGAGGCAGAAAAAGAAAAAUCGCUAGAAAUUUUAUUAGAGAUCACUCCUAGUAAUCAAGGAGACUUGGUGGUACGGUCAUAUGGAAAUGAAAAUACAUUCUCAGUUAAAUCCUGCUAUGUUAAAAUUAUGCAGAUACCGGCCGAUUCCUGCUUGAAAGGUAUAGAUUAAAUCAGUCACUAAAUGUGAUAAAGGUAUUUGGAUGGAGAUUUUUCCAUGACAGAUUACCAACAAGGAUGCAGCUAUCUAGAAGGGGGAAUACUUAUAGUUCUCAUGAAAAAGUAUAUGAUAAAGUAUGUGUGCUCUGUUUCAGACAGAAGAAAAUAUUGAUCAUGUAAUGUUAAAUUACCCUAUGGUGAAAAAAAUGUCGGAUAAGAUUCAGAUUUAACUGGGUAGACAUUGCUGAUGAAAAAGAUUGUUGCAAAAAAAUGUCGGAUAAGAGUCACUUCUUGAAGGUUGUUACGAUUGUUAUGAUGUUGAAAGGGCUACGUAACAGAAGGGUGGAAGUCAUAUUCAAAGUAGUAGGACAUUCAGAAGAAAUUGCAAUAGGCUAACUCAAUUGUAAUUUUUAUGAGUGGGGUAAUAAUCCACUUGAUUAUCUUAAAUUGUAUUAAAAAUUUCCUUGAAUGUAUGAUUCAUUAUGCGUUAAGAGUACCCCUAGUAUCUUCUUUAAAUACAAA
Molecule: messenger RNA, 2412 nt
Organism: Vicia villosa (hairy vetch)
Lineage: Eukaryota; Viridiplantae; Streptophyta; Magnoliopsida; Fabales; Fabaceae
Product: glycine-rich RNA-binding protein 2, mitochondrial-like
Exons: 4
Coding region: 246-590 (114 amino acids)
Molecular function (GO): RNA binding
Source: RefSeq, a predicted model, not a curated record